CAUAACUAUUUGAAAUAAAAAAUAAGUUCGUUUAAAAUUAACUAACAAUAAGUUACGUUUAUUAUACAACUUUUUAUCUUUAUUAUUUAACUUUUAACUGGUUACUGCUCUCAAUUCUGUAUAAAAUACGUAUAUGAUUGAACGAUACAAUCAAUGGCCACAAUCGAUCUAUGAAGUGUAGUAAUAUCGGCGUGAGAAAUAAAGAGAAAGCGAAAAUAUGAAGAAUCGUAAUUUUUUUUUCGUGUUUCCGCAGAUAUAUAUCGCUCCUCGAAGUGAGAGAAAAUGCGACGCUUUGAACGAUGACGUCGCAUCCUGAUUAACUCUCGGCAUACGCGUUCGCUUGCAUCCGUCAUGUUCGUAUCCCCGUUGGUAUCUGUGCCCCGAAUAUUAUUCGUAAUAUGACACCUUCGUUAUUCAUUUAACUGCGAAUUUCCUCCUAACACCUACUAUAAAUAACGCAUUGCAAAUGUCUGAUUAAAGUCACAUGUGUUAGCUUUUAUAUGUAAAAAAAAACACAUUAAUAAUUUUAAUUCUCAAUCUUUUUGUAUGUCUUCUUUCAUUUUUAUAAAUUAUAUGGUACAACGAGAGUUUCCACGGCUAUAGGAUAAUUUUCUCGCGGUCAUGAUAAAACGUUGAGAAUAAAGUGUCCAGAAUGGCUGCGGGUCGCGUGGCGGAAAGAGUCAUCUCUCAGCCAGCAUAAACGUACUUCAAAAGCAUAUGGUUUCGCCAUACGGGGUCCUGGAGGACUCCCGAGAGCAAUUUAUCGAUGGUAUAUUUUCGUCGACGUGUGGGCGCUACCUUUUCAAAGGUAGAUUAGACCUAGCCGUCGCGGUCUACAUAUGGGCGCAUUUUUCCGUAUUUCUGGGUGAAUACGACAAGCAAUCAGAUCCGAAGAUACGUAUAACUACGAGCUCUUCCCACCCGCAGUCAUGUUAUAUUGUAUUACGUAGGCGAUCUUGUAUGCGGGACGACGUCGACCAAGUGCGUUUUUGCCCUCGACGACACGUCAUGAGAAAGCGAUUCGCCAUGAAAUCGCGUUCUCACGAAUUAUGUGGGUUCACAUAGUUGGACCGAUUAAAUGUAUAUGAUCUCGUGGGUGUACGAGAUAUUUACGGGAGCGUUAUCGAGCAGCUAUUACAUUACGAAUCAAUUACAGAGUAAGUUAUAUAAUAAUAUGAUAUUGGAAAGCGAGGAUUGUCUCUAAUUUGAUAUUAAAACAGUUUAAGUAAAAAUUAGUUUAUUAUGAAUACUAAAUUAUAUUAAUUUAAAGAGUAUAUUGUGUUUUCUAACAUAUUUGUGCAAUUUAUUAAUAUUUAUAUAAUUUUCAUUACAUAAAAAGUAUCUUGACUGGAAAUCUUUGAUUGGAAUAACAUUAAAUAUUUAUAAAUAUGACCGUUACAUUCACAUGUAAAUUUUGCUACAAUUCAUAAGAAAUAAAGUUACAAAUGCGAUGA
Monomorium pharaonis (pharaoh ant) is the source of this 1454-nucleotide messenger RNA. RefSeq lists its product as uncharacterized. NCBI's taxonomy places the organism in Eukaryota, Metazoa, Arthropoda, Insecta, Hymenoptera, Formicidae. The transcript has 2 exons. The record is from RefSeq and is a predicted model, not a curated record. Bases 718 to 1065 code for a protein of 115 amino acids.